Molecule: messenger RNA, 1230 nt
Organism: Empidonax traillii (willow flycatcher)
Lineage: Eukaryota; Metazoa; Chordata; Aves; Passeriformes; Tyrannidae
Product: melatonin receptor type 1B
Exons: 2
Coding region: 1-1086 (361 amino acids)
Biological process (GO): G protein-coupled receptor signaling pathway
Cellular component (GO): membrane
Molecular function (GO): melatonin receptor activity
Source: RefSeq, a predicted model, not a curated record
AUGCUGGAGAACGGCUCCCUGAGGAACUGCUGCGACCCGGGCGGGCGCAGCCGCCUCGGUCUGGCGGAGAGGGAGGCGGGCGCGGCGGGCUCCCCGCGGCCCGCCUGGGUGGUGCCGGUGCUGUCCAGCGUGCUGAUCUUCACCACCGUGGUGGACAUCCUGGGCAACCUGCUGGUCAUCCUCUCCGUCUUCAGGAACCGCAAGCUCCGGAACUCAGGUAAUGCUUUUGUGGUGAGCCUAGCUCUGGCUGAUCUGGUGGUGGCCUUGUAUCCAUACCCACUGGUGCUCUUAGCUAUUUUCCACAAUGGAUGGACGCUGGGUGAAAUGCACUGUAAAGCGAGCGGCUUUGUGAUGGGACUGAGUGUAAUAGGCUCUAUCUUCAACAUCACUGCAAUUGCAAUAAACCGAUAUUGCUAUAUAUGUCAUAGUUUUGCCUAUGACAAAGUGUACAGCUGUUGGAACACCAUGCUGUAUGUCUCCUUAGUCUGGAUAUUAACAGUAAUUGCAACCGUGCCAAAUUUUUUUGUUGGCUCUUUAAAGUAUGAUCCACGCAUCUAUUCAUGCACAUUUGUUCAGACUGCAAGCUCCUAUUAUACAAUAGCUGUUGUGGUAAUUCACUUCAUUGUCCCUAUCACCAUUGUGAGCUUCUGCUACCUUCGAAUUUGGGUUUUAGUGCUUCAAGUCAGAAGACGAGUCAAGUCAGAAACAAAGCCAAGAUUGAAACCAAGUGAUUUCAGAAACUUUCUUACCAUGUUUGUAGUUUUUGUGAUUUUUGCCUUUUGCUGGGCACCGCUUAACUUCAUUGGACUGGCUGUAGCCAUUGAUCCUACAGAAAUGGCACCAAAAGUUCCUGAAUGGUUAUUCAUUGUAAGUUACUUAAUGGCCUAUUUCAACAGCUGCCUUAACGCAAUUAUAUACGGACUUCUUAACCAGAAUUUUCGGAAUGAAUACAAACGAAUUUUAAUGUCACUGUGGAUGCCAAGGCUUUUCUUCCAGGACACAUCCAAAGGAGGGACAGAUGGCCAGAAGAGCAAGCCUUCUCCUGCUCUAAACAACAAUAACCAAAUGAAAACUGAUACCUUGUAACUAUGUCAUAGUCGAUGCAAGAGUUUGACAUGGAGAAAACCAAGAAUAUGGUUGCAAUGUUCUGGUCAUUCCUGACUGCUUGUGUGUGGGGGGGGAUUCCAUCUGGAUAACACUUCAUGACUGGAAUACUGUCUUGGUAAAGCA